GACUUGUUUGCCAUGGGUGACCCUACCAGGGGCGUGAAGCCCCAGACAACUUGGCUCCCAGGAUCAUUGGGACACACAAACCCCUCCACCAUAAAGAGGUGAUGGCUUCCAGCAGGGGUAUAAUACCUCUUUGUUUUUUUAAAUAAUAAAAUAAAAAACAUUGACGUGGUGUUUCUUCUAGUAAUGUGCAGUUAAAGGCGAAGUAUGUCAUUUGACAAAAAAAAAAAAAAACACGGAAAAAAAACCCAAAGACAUUUUAUCAGAUAUGUUAAAACUCUGCAUGUCCUGACAGAAAAAUAUUAUUUACUCUAUAUGAUCUUUUGAAAACUCUUCUCUCUCCAGCUCCACCUAAUGCCUCUAAUUUAAAUUUCAUUAUUAUUUUGAAAAGUCUCUGUGACGGAGGGAAUUAUCCAAUCAGACACUUGCACGUGUCAAUCAUUUUCUUGUCAACGUGCAUAACACGCCAGAAGAUCUGGGAACAAUGGCAGAUGUGGACAGUUCGUCGACAAAUCCAAAAAUGCUUGUCCCUCGUUUGCCAACAACUGGGGUCUUCUCAUGCAAGAAAACACAAGCAGGGUAAGAAACGAUAAAGGCUAAAAAGAGGGCAUCUAAUAUAGAGAGAAAUAAAAGUAGGGUAAAUAUUUUACAUGAAUUCUUGACGUGGCGUGAACUCAGGCAUUUGAUCGGACUUGGAAGCAACGUGGAAUUGGCUACAGUCCUGCUGGACAGGUAAGUGUGUCACCUAUUUUAAUUUGUAAUUAAGUGUACAUUCCCCAAAAAUAUAACUAAUGGCGUUGUGUUGAUAUACAUUAUUAACGCUGUGUUCGUAUGUACUAGGGCAUGGGACACGGACGGCUUGGCUAACAAACAAGUUCAGCCAAAUAGCAUCAUUUGCUAGCAAUAGUAAGCCAGUGUUAGCACCAUAAAAAAGCCAGCAUUAGGUCAGAUUUAGCUGCGACAUUGUAAUGAUUUAGUAAUCGGCGCUUAAGCAGCAUGGAGCAGUAGUAGGUGAUUUGACACGCUCGCUCCGUCGUCACGUCACGAAACCCCACAAUGUGGGGUUCACUUUAGAUCAUAUCCUAUGGAAAAGCUUGACAUUACCACAAUUGUAUGCAAGGAGUGCAAAAUGCGAACGAGGUAUUUUGGAAACAACAAACGGGCUCAUUUAGCACGACAUCACAACGAGCAGGUCAAACAAAUCUGCUUAAAAAAAAAAAAAAAAAAAAAAGCUUUGCCGAGAACAAGAUUUAGAUUUCGUAUGAAGACGUUGGUUCCUGUUUUUCUAACUGGGGCUAUGUGUGGAAGCCACAUUGUUACAAACUUGAAUGCAAUGUUACAUCCCUGCAGGCUCUAUUAUUGUCACGGAUAAUGCUGCAAACAUGCUGCUACUGCUGCACACACAGAUUGCUUGUUCUUUCUGUGAUUAUAUUGUGUAUUUGUGUGGGCCUUGUACUCACGAAAAGUAUUCAUCGAGCUCAAUGCCUUUUAAGAAACAUUAUCACAGAAACAGAAAUAAAGGGUUGGAUGGAUUGUGCAAAUUAAGCCCGUACUAUUCUGAAGGGCUGUUACAUGAAUUUAAAAAAUAAAUAAAAAGUCCCAUGUCAUAAAAGCUGCUUCUGACAUUCUGACAGAGAGGAGGAUUUUUUUCAGAAGGUGGAGUACAUGACAUUGACAUCCCCACGGGCGAACUCCAGCAGUUAGUCCCAUGGUAUUUACUUUACAAUUCUUUACACAAGCGCUACAAUAAAAAAAAAAUUCCUUUUGUUUAUGUAGUUUGUCAUCGGUGGACAUCAAUGAAAAGUAAUUCAAAAACAUAAACGUCUAAGUACUUUUCUGGAAUGUUGUAAAGUUUUUCUUUUAUUUAUUUUUUUCCAAAAUUUGUAUGUAAACUUUACUGUAUCUUGAUGUUCUUUUCACUUGCAUUGACUGGGAAGAUGAAGUCAAUGACAAGUGGUGCAUUGAAAAAGAAGCAUUAUAUGAAUCAUUACUGGAAGAUUAUGUAACCUUUGAUGUUUCCUCAGAUGAGACUGAUGAGGAUUUUAGGCCUCAUGCCUCCAUAAGGUAGUGUAGACACCCUCUACUUCCGCAUUUAGUGUGCUUAUUGUUUUUGUCAUUUCGCUGUUUCAUAGUUGGUCUUAAACUGAAUUGGAGGUGCUCUGAACAGCAAAAUUCGUUUGGAUGCCCUUUCAACAAUCAGCAUGGAGGAUACAGUGCAUGGCGUUUGAGAAAACAUGCCAGACCCAUCAACAACAGAGACACAAACAUUACCUGGUGCCGCGGAAGUAACUGUUGAUGAUGAUAUGGGAAAACCUGCAUCAAUUGUAUAUCAUUACACUCUGAUGCAGCUUUCCAGUAUCUCCAUCUACCAGUCAACAUUUGUCCAGCUAAGGACCUCAAAAAAGGGACAGUAUGCCAAUCCCCUGGACCAUUCGAGAUCCAUAUUACAUCCAGGAGAACCGCUUCUGUAGUUCAUUGGGUUGUCUGGCACAACACUUGAUGAUCCUCGGUGACUUGGCUUAUUGUCAGGGAAACGGUGCCAUCUACUUGGGAACUGUUGCAAACUGAGCAGAGGCCAAGACACCAAUCCGUUGAUCAGGGGCUGAAGAGUCGGACGAGCUUCAACACGUCUCUUGGCGGACGUCAAAACAUGGAGCUGGGGUCACGUUGCAGAAAUUUCUUUAUCACACUGUGUGAUUCGUCUAACCUCCGUCUUGUCAACUCUUCGGUAAAGCAAGACAUUAUGGGUUGACUUGUCAACAUGUGACAAAGGCAGUGGACUUGAGCUCGGUGAAGAAAUCUGUGUUGUCCAGCUUAUGGUUGGUGUGUUCUGAGUGUCUGAAGGAAAGGACCAUGAUCAACAGCGAGCCAGAAGCAUUUCAAGACAUCUUAGUAUGCCUGAAGUGUGGUUUCCAAGGAUGUAACCACUCAGGGAUUGAACAUGCUGUCAAGCACCACCAAGCUUUUCAUCCCGAUCAUUGCAUCACCAUAAACUUAAGCUCUUGGAAAGCCUGGUGUUUUGAAUGUAAUGAGGAACUGUCCACUCACUGUAACAAAAAAGCCUUGGCACAGGCCCUGGAUUUUUUACAGAAGCACUCUUUCAAGGCAUCAGCAACAUCCGCCAAGAUCCAGAAAUUGAGAGAAGAACCCACUGAUUAUAAAGACCCCUCAAGAGGCAAAAGCUCAGUCAUCAACAGUGCCUUGGUUCCUGUUAAAGGCAUCAAUAACCUCGGAAACACCUGCUUCUUCAAUGCUGUUAUGCAGAAUCUGUCCCAAACACACAUGCUCAUUGACCUCAUCCAGGAAGUGAAGGAGAAAGGAUAUAAACUAAGGAUCUGCCCCCCAGUUGAGAGCCAUCUGGCUCCAUUAGUAGCAAUGCUGCCUAGUCCAGAGCCACUGACUGCAGCCAUGCUUCUCUUCCUCCAAUGCAUGAAAGAACCAGGAAAAGGUCCAGUUAAUCCCAAGAUCAUCUUUAAUCAACUCUGUCAGAAGGCUUCACGCUUUAAGGGGUAUCAACAACAGGACAGCCAGGAGCUUCUUCACUAUUUGCUGGACUCCAUAAGAGUAGAGGAAACUAAAAGGGUGAAGGCUGGAAUUCUCAGGGCUUUCAACAAUCCUACCGAGAAGACAGCAGAUGAGGAAACCAGACGUCAAGUCAAAGCAUAUGGAAAGGAAGGUGUAAAGAUGAACUUUGUUGACCGCAUCUUUGUUGGAGAGCUGACCAACACAAUUAUGUGUGAAGAGUGUGAACACAUCUCGACAGUUAAGGAAGCUUUCAUAGACAUCUCUUUACCCAUCAUAGAGGAACGGAUAUCAAAACCGUCCAACAGUAUCAGGCUGGCGAAGGGAAGUCGAGAGCAGGACACCAACACGGUGGUCAUUUCCACUACAAACUCAGCCAACAGAAACACCAGGAAGCUGAGUGGACAGAAACAAUGUGGCAGGAUGUCUUCCAGCUCUAUGGAUGGAAAGGGGGCAGGUUACAGUGUGGAACGACCGGAAGAAGAGGGUAUUGCGGGUGGAUCAACCCGCUGUGUCUCUACUCACACGAUGGCCACUUGCGGAAGCCUCUCAGAUGGCAGUGAGAGAGGCUCUGGCCCUCAGGACAGCAGUAAUGAUGCUGAUAGUGAGGCUUCAGAAAGCGAGUGGGCCCCGCACACUUCCUUCUCCAGUCAUGUCCAAUCUCACACGACACCCACUGUCAAUUCAGCUGCUGUAUUUGUUUAUACCUCAUCAUCCUCUUCCAAGCAAGGUGGCAUUGUGGACCCGCUAGUAAGCAAUUUGUCAAAAGUCAGCCUUGGCCUCAGUUCAGGGGACAGCUCGCCUCCUUUGCGACGUUCUCCAGAGGAGCCAGAGGAAACUAGGUCACGAGAGAAUCUCCACCAUCAGUACCACCAGGGGGCAUUCCAGGCACUCUCCCACAGUUACAAUCCCAGCUCCAAGGAGUGCUCCAUCCAGUCCUGCCUCCACCAGUUUACCUCUGUGGAACUGCUCAUGGGCAACAACAAGUUGCUUUGUGAGAGCUGCACUGAACGCAGACAAAAGCAGAUGCGCAAGAGCAGCUCAGCUGAUAAAAAGGUGGAGAAGAUCUACACCAGUGCAAGAAAACAAAUGCUCAUUUCCUCACUUCCUCCUGUCAUCACAUUGCAUCUGAAACGCUUCCACCAAGCCGGAAUGAAUCUACGAAAAGUGAACCGUCAUGUCGACUUUCCUUUGAUCUUAGAUCUGGCCCCAUUUUGUUCAGCAUCAUGCAAGCAGAACCUGGCCCAAGAUGACCGUGUCCUUUACAGCCUGUAUGGGAUUGUAGAGCACAGUGGCUCAAUGCGUGGUGGUCACUACACUGCAUACGUAAAAGUCCGCGCUCCUCAGAGGAAAACGGAACAUCACAGGAACUUGUCAGGUGCAAAGGACUCGAGCAGCAGUUCCCCAGGCCAGUGGUUCUACAUUAGCGAUACCACAGUCCAAAUGGUACCAGAGUCCAGAGUUCUCCUCUCUCAGGCAUAUCUGCUCUUCUAUGAGGAAAUCAUAUGAUCUGAUAAAUUUCAUCCAUGACAAAUGUUCAAAUCUAACUCGUACUUUGUGUUCAUCUCUUUGUCAGGAUACGAAAAGGGAAAAGAUUACUCUCGCUUUUUCUUCAAUAAUAUAAUUUGCAGUUAUUUUCUUUCAUAAAUUGAUCCUUCUAAAUCUUAAAAUGAUCUACUGGUAGAUUAACAUACAGUAUGAACAUUAGGUUACUUUUGAAUUAGCUCUGGGUUUUUACUUGCUUGUGUAAACCUUCACACCUUUCUGACACAUAACCAUUAGAUCACGUUUUUAUGUUAAGUUGCUAUAAGUGACCUAUAUGACCCACCCACAUGAUUAACUUUUGCCAGAGCAACAUUAGAAACAUGGUGAGUAAAUGUAAAUGUAGCUCCUGAAUGGUAAUGGUACUAUGUUCACCCUGCGUGCACCACCUUCUCGAGAUGAUCUAGCGCUCAGAAAAGCAUGUUGUGCUCACUGCUAGUUUGGAUGACUCCAAACAGGGUUGAUAACAAAAGUUGUCAGAUGUUCAUUUAAGAAACAUUAUCAUCAUACUGGAUCAAAUAUUAGCGGUGGAAAAAUGUAGCUUAAGCCAUUUAUUCAUGAUUAUUAAUACUCAAGCUAAUAUUGAAAGUUCACAUUAAAAUACUGGUUUGAGUUGCUACACCUAAAAAAAUCAAAAGCAGUGGCAAAACAAUAGUAGAACAGUGGUGAUAUAAUCCCUUUGUCCUUAUUAUGUAAGAAUGUAUUAAUAGAUGACAUUUGCCAAAGAUUAAGUCAGAACAGAAAACCAAACAAAUAUACAUUGUCAUUCUGCCUUCAAAAUCUCGAUUUAUUAACAUUUGUUAAAAUAUAUUUUUCUGUUUAAGGUAAUCAGUAUUUUGUUGCACACACAAAAUACUUAGUUUUUUAUUUUAACAAGUCACCUCGCUUUCCUUCAUUGUAAAAUAUUUCAGCUCGACUGCAAGAUUAGGAAAGCACCAGACACUUACUGAAAUGACUACACUGCUACUAUUGGUCAAGUUUUACUAAAUAAUGGGAAUAAAAUGCUCCAAGGCUUCAAGCCUUACUCGUACAACAUAUUUGUGUAAUAUGCAUGGGGUUAAUGCUGUAAUUAAUAUAUUGGUUAUUCGUGUAUCAAUGAAUGAGACUUAUUUUUUAUUUUAUAUUUGGUGUUUUUUCUGUUGUUCAAACAUUUGCCAAAAAGGUGUUGGUUGGCAUUCACAUCAAAGUAGAGUUUUUUUCAUUAUUAUUAGAUUUGACAGAAUCAGUGCCUAUGCUUAUUGUUAUGAAACGUGGAUGGUGAAAAGGAACGUGUAAAAAUAAAUGCUCUGAUGAAUAUGUGACAUUCAUGUACAUUGUAGUUUGUAAUAGUAUAAUGCAAUUGUAUACUAAAAAAGAACAAUGCAAGAGUGUGGUGCUUAAGGGAUACAGGGUUUUUCCUUAAGGCAAAUACUUUUUUUCUAGGACAUUUCAUCUUAAUAAAAUGAACAUUUGGUCUGCAUUGAAACCAUGACUAUCACAAAAUUAAAUACAUUUAAUUUAUGUACUAAAGAUUUUUGAAGAACUUGUCUGUGUUUUAGCCACAACAGCCUGAAUAAAAUGCAGAGCACGUUGAAAAUG
This is a messenger RNA of Phyllopteryx taeniolatus (common seadragon), 6639 nucleotides long. RefSeq names its product ubiquitin specific peptidase 45 (gene usp45). Gene Ontology annotation, biological process: protein deubiquitination. The record is from RefSeq and is a predicted model, not a curated record. The coding region runs from base 2851 to 5028 and encodes 725 amino acids. The transcript has 19 exons. Lineage: Eukaryota; Metazoa; Chordata; Actinopteri; Syngnathiformes; Syngnathidae. Gene Ontology annotation, molecular function: cysteine-type deubiquitinase activity; zinc ion binding.